Molecule: messenger RNA, 930 nt
Organism: Suillus clintonianus
Lineage: Eukaryota; Fungi; Basidiomycota; Agaricomycetes; Boletales; Suillaceae
Product: glycoside hydrolase family 16 protein
Exons: 5
Coding region: 1-930 (309 amino acids)
Biological process (GO): glucan catabolic process
Molecular function (GO): hydrolase activity, hydrolyzing O-glycosyl compounds
Source: RefSeq, a predicted model, not a curated record
AUGCACUCUUUCUCUAAGCUCUUUCUAGCAACCCUCUCAUUUACCGCCCUGGUUAAUGCUAACCGUCACUGUGACUGGACUUUUGUCGUUGGUUCGGAUCCCACUGGUGGAAAUGUCAUCUACCAAAGCCAAUCGGACGCGCAGUCCAAGGGGCUUGCGUAUGUCAAUUACUGUGACAACUCGUUGAUCCUCGCGGUUGAUUCAACCAGCACUGUUGCUGCUGGCGGCAAGCGUGCCUCUUGCAGUGUUCGUAUCAUCUCUAAACAAAGCUACAACGGCGGUCUCUUUGUCUUUGAUGCCUCCUACAUGCCUGUAGGUUGUUCUACGUGGCCUAGUUUCUGGACUGUUGGCCCGAACUGGCCCCUGGCGGGUGAAAUCGACAUUGUCGAGGGUGUGAAUAAUCAGGACACAAACCAGAUGACCCUUCACACCGGCACGAACCAAACUUGCAUCGUCGAAAAUAUGCAGAGUACCGCCAAUCGAUAUACGGGUCAGAUCUUGGGGACCAACUGUUACAGCACCGGACACCAUGACUCAGGGUGCGGUAUCGAGGAUACGGACACAAGGUCUUUUGGAUAUGGGUUCAAUAAUGCCGAGGGUGGUGUCUUUGCGCUUCUGUGGGACAAUUCCACUGGCAUGUCAAUGUGGCACUUCGCUCGCGCUGACAUCCCUGCGGAUCUCAUAGCCCAGACGCCCAAGCCUUCCACAUGGGGUACUCCAGCUGGUUUCUGGUCUUCGCAAACCUGCGACAUGUCGACCAAUUUCUAUGAUCAGAAGAUGAUCAUCGACACUACUAUCUGCGGCGAUUGGGCAGGUGGCAAUGCCUACUCCCGAUCUGGAUGCCCCGGAAACUGCACAGAUAUGGUCGCCAAUGCUACUAACUACGUUGAUGCCAAGUGGAUCAUCAACUACGUCGCCGUCUAUCAAUGA